Messenger RNA from Rhizophagus irregularis DAOM 181602=DAOM 197198, 540 nucleotides. RefSeq lists its product as uncharacterized. The record is from RefSeq and is a predicted model, not a curated record. Lineage: Eukaryota; Fungi; Glomeromycota; Glomeromycetes; Glomerales; Glomeraceae.
AUGAAAUUAUCUGAUAAAAUUACUGGGUCAGUUGCUACCAAUUUUCUUAAAAAGACAAGGGACUAUUUGAUAUCAGACCCUGCUUUAGAACUGGGCAUUUCUCAAAUCCUAAAAGACAGGUCACGUGAUAAUGAUGAUGAACCCAAUCAGAAUUUCCCUUGUGCAAAUGAUACAAUUAAUUUCACACCAUACCAAAACAUUCGCACACAAAGAAAACAAACAAACGAAGGAAUGUGCAAUCGUACUAUUCAGAUUUAUAACGCAUCCUUAGAAAUAACAACCGCUGUUCUGAAACCAUUCCUGAGAAGAUAUGGUGAAUUGGAAGAAAAUGGAGUUUAUGUGACUAGAUGUAAUCCAUAUCAACCAAAUAAACAAAUUUUUUAUGCAGACGCCUUUUAUGGACACCCAAUAUUAUGGGUUUAUAAUGAAAUGCUUUAUGUUACUCUGAUGGAGUUAAGUCUAGAUAAAAGGGAAGAAAGAAGAGCUUUCUGUGCUAAGUUAAAUGGAUUACCUUCAAAUGCAAAUGCUAGAGAAUAUUAA